Molecule: messenger RNA, 2249 nt
Organism: Lentinula edodes (shiitake mushroom)
Lineage: Eukaryota; Fungi; Basidiomycota; Agaricomycetes; Agaricales; Omphalotaceae
Exons: 12
Coding region: 32-2029 (665 amino acids)
Cellular component (GO): plasma membrane
Source: RefSeq, a predicted model, not a curated record
GUCAAAGCAAGAGUUACUUCUUGCGCUCAUCAUGCCUUGUUGGCGAUGUAAAUCCACCCUCUAUUUUUGGCUCUUGGCACUUCCAACGACUUUUGCUAUCUGGCCUUUCGAAACCAAGAGGUUUAGUGGGAACUCUCUCCUGAAUGCGGGCUCCCUGGGCUUGAAUGAUCCUGGAAGAGUGGUUGCUUUUGGAGAUUUCAACGGCGACCAGUUCUUAGAUGUUCUAAUGCUAGGAAAUGAUCGACGGACACUGUCUGUGUAUUUGUGGAACCAUGAGGAAUACACGUUCCAAAAAUCUUCUUCCAUAAAACAUCCAAGUGAUAUUUACAAUGUAGUACCAGGAGAUUAUACGCAUUCCGGAAAGCUAGACCUCCUUGUAAUGAGUGGGAGCUGGGCUUCAGGACCUUUGGAUCUCUCUGUAUACCCUGCUCGCGCAGAUGGGGGUUUUGAUGUGAAAAAUCCAUUCUAUAUUGAAUCCUCUUCCCAAUCGCAACCCAUACCACUCGACCUCAACGGCGACAUGAAGAUAGAUCUCCUUGGAAUGACUGCUUCCUCGCAGCAUAAUUCAGAAACUUUCCAGACAUGGAAGAAUGUGUGGAACGCGUCGCAGCCGCACUCUCCGCUAUUUGAAGUGGCAGAUUCUCCAUUUCAUGGCUCUCAAUGCAUCAUUUCGAAUCCUCAUAGUAAUGCAGUCGUAGACUUAGAUGGAGAUUGUCUGGCAGAUGUAUUUCUCGUCUGCGAUAAUGGCAAUGGCAUGAAAUAUUUUCAAAUAUGGGUUAACAACAAGGACGAUGGCUUUUCUCUUGCGCACCAAGGGAGCCUGCCCUCUGGCGUUCAAUCCAUAACGUUUGCUGACAUUGAUCGUGACGGCACCAUUGAUAUGGUGUUUACAACCUGUAGCUCUGUUUCUAGCUCCUCUGGUGUAGGCUCUAAUUGCUAUAUCAACAUCGCCUUCAACCAGCAACUUCCUCUCUGCGGCACGGCUCAGCCCGCAUUCACAAAAGGCAUUCGUACAUGUAGACCGCCAGACAACCUGUGCGUGGCGGAUCCGAAUUUCAAAUUUGAGUUCUCCGGAGAUCCCGAUGUCUUUGUCCGCUUUCAAGUUUCUGCUCUAUUCCCAGAUGUUUCUACCCCUUCUUUACUCGUGCAAGAUACGACAUCCUCCCCUUCGAUACCCGUAGCCAUCAAACUAGGAGAUGCGAACCUGGACGGAUUUCCGGAUAUGCUUCUCGUCGUAUCUACGUCUCAGGGACGGACGCCAAAGAUGGUAUAUUCAGUACCUUGCGCACGCGGAAUAAUAGGCUGCGAUGCAAAUGGAAAACGAGGCUGGCAGGCGGUUAAGAAAGGCGUAGAAAGCCUUGAGGAAGUAAAGGAUGCAAGGGGCAUCUCGUUUGUGGACAUGGAUGAAGACGGAACUCUUGAUCUCAUGGUUCACAGAACUGGCGAUAGUGGUCAGGGUAAUAUUCUGUUCGUUCAAAACAACUUCUACUAUGACGCAUUCUUCCUCAAAGCUAUCGUAUUAAAUGGCGCUUGCAACAAUGGCUGGUGUUACACUAAAGAUGGGCAGAAAUACCAUCCAUUCGGUGUUAGUUAUUCUGGCGCUUCGUACAAAUAUACCGUGCUUGAUUUAUCUGGACGUCGUUCAGCUGCUCAAGUUGGACAACUCCCUCAAACGUCAUAUCACGCUUUACAAUCGCCGUACUCCUUCUUCGGCCUUGGACGCACUAACAACUAUAUCGAGAACCUUUUUGUAGGCUCAACCAUACAUCUAGAAAACCACUAUAUCAACAUGGAGGGAGUCAUCCCCAAUUCAAAAGUCGUCAUUUUACCGUCAGCUACAGAGGGCGAAGCAUGGAAGCGUGAACUUUUUCUACGGCCGGGAGAUUGGAUUCCUUGGGUUACGGUCACCGUUGUAGCAGGAACUGCGUUAUUAGCGAUCGUUGUCCUUGUUUUGCAUCUGAACGAGAAGCGAGAGGAUGAGUUAGAACGAAGACGAGUCUCGCACCAUAUCAAUUUCGAUGCUUUAUAAUAUGUUAUCAAAGUCCGCGUACGCUACACACCUCCCUUGUACAUGUAUACUAGGUAUCCCCAUCUAUCUCUGCGAUUUGAAGCCACUUUGCGCAGUGGACGGCUUCGACUGUAAAAGCUUGCCUUGCGAAGCACUUUCUUAAUAAAAAUGGUAUUUCUCUCCGGAUCAAGGUUGUUGUGCAGUGUCGCCCUGGGACAUCCAGCUGAGGAUAGGAUAGGAU